Balaenoptera acutorostrata (minke whale) is the source of this 2728-nucleotide messenger RNA. It is a transcript of the gene NPTX2, whose product is annotated as neuronal pentraxin 2. Bases 177 to 1472 code for a protein of 431 amino acids. The transcript has 5 exons. The record is from RefSeq and is a predicted model, not a curated record. NCBI's taxonomy places the organism in Eukaryota, Metazoa, Chordata, Mammalia, Artiodactyla, Balaenopteridae.
CCAGGCAGUGUGCGAACUGUGCGACGGCUGGCUGCUCCGCGGGCUCCCGCGCUCACGCUGCCCUCGAGCGGCGCGCCCGGCCGCAGCCCUUCGCGCAGGCGCCCCCGCCGCCCGCCCCGACGGCGCCCGCUAGCCCGCCCGCCCGCGGAUGCUGGAGUGAGCGCGGCAGCGGCGGGAUGUUGGCGCUGCUGGCCGCUGGCGUGGCGCUCGCCGUGGCCGCCGGGGCCCAAGACGGCCAGGCGCCCGGCAACCGCUUCGUGUGCACUGCUUUGCCCCCGGAGGCGGCGCACGCCGGCUGCCCACUGCCCGCGAUGCCCAUGCAGGGCGGCGCGCUGAGCCCCGAGGAGGAGCUGCGGGCCGCGGUGCUGCAGCUGCGUGAGACCGUCGUGCAGCAGAAGGAGACGCUGGGCUCGCAACGCGAGGCCAUUCGCGAGCUCACGGCCAAGCUGGCGCGCUGCGAGGGGCUUGCGGGGGGCAAGGCGCCGGGCCGGGCGGCCUCGGGCAAGGACACCAUGGGCGACCUGCCGCGGGACCCUGGCCACGUCGUGGAGCAGCUCAGCCGCUCUCUGCAGACCCUCAAGGACCGCCUGGAGAGCCUCGAGCACCAGCUCCGAGUGAACGUGUCCAGCGCGGCGCUGCCCGGUGACUUUCGGGAGGUGCUCCAGCGGCGGCUGGGGGAGCUGGAGAGGCAGCUGCUGAGCAAGGUGGCCGAGCUGGAGGAUGAGAAGUCCCUGCUCCACAACGAGACCUCGGCUCACCGCCAAAAGACGGAGAGCGCCCUGAACGCGCUGCUGCAGAGGGUGACCGAGCUGGAGCGAGGCAACAGUGCUUUCAAGUCGCCUGAUGCCUUCAAAGUGUCCCUCCCCCUCCGCACGAACUACCUGUACGGCAAGAUCAAGAAGACGCUGCCCGAGCUGUACGCCUUCACCAUCUGCCUGUGGCUGCGGUCCAGCGCCUCGCCGGGCAUCGGCACCCCGUUCUCUUACGCGGUGCCCGGGCAGGCCAAUGAGAUCGUGCUGAUAGAGUGGGGCAACAACCCCAUUGAGCUGCUCAUCAACGACAAGGUCGCACAGCUGCCCCUGUUUGUCAGUGACGGCAAGUGGCACCACAUCUGUGUCACCUGGACAACGCGGGACGGCAUGUGGGAGGCCUUCCAGGAUGGGGAGAAGCUGGGCACCGGGGAGAACCUGGCCCCGUGGCACCCCAUCAAGCCGGGGGGUGUGCUGAUCCUCGGGCAGGAGCAGGACACGGUUGGGGGCAGGUUCGAUGCCACGCAGGCAUUCGUGGGGGAGCUCAGCCAGUUCAACAUAUGGGACCGCGUCCUCCGUGCACAAGAGAUCAUCAACAUCGCCAACUGCUCCACGAACAUGCCGGGCAACGUCAUCCCCUGGGUAGACAACAACGUGGACGUGUUUGGAGGGGCUUCGAAGUGGCCGGUGCAGACCUGCGAGGAGCGUCUCCUUGACUUGUAGCCGCCUGCUCCUCUGCCCAGGAGGCGGGGGUCGGGCCGUUCCCCUUCCUCCCCCGGUGGAACCGUGUGUAAACAAACCUCCUGCCGUAGUGCGCCGGGACUCCCAAAGCCCUUUCCCAGGGCAUCUCUAAGCCUGAGGCGUUUGUCACCAGCUUAUUUGUUCCUAACCAAGAUUUUGUUGGUUUUGGGGGAGGGGGAAGAAGCCCUGAGCCGCAGGUGGGUGGAUUUCUGACUUCUGCUGUGCAGGGACUCUUGUCCUUAAAGCCCUGUUCAGCACCCCUGUAAAUGCUAGCGCACCCCAGCCCUGCCCACCCUCUCGGAUCCUUGGUGUCUCGUGUGCGCCGUCUGUCCGUCCCCUUCAGAGGCUGUGCAUCCGUCCCGCUGGAGUGGCCGCGUCCCUUGUGUGUUGAGUACCCCCUGCUGUCAACUGAGCACGCAGCAAACCGCCCCCACCCCGUUCCACCCUCCCCCGCAAAGGGCCUUUCUCUUGAUGCUCUUUACGCUGUGAAUCUUUCCGUCCCAGGAACUCAUAAGUUUACUGAGGAAGGCGGGCUGCCCGGACAAUGCCCUGCCUCCUCCAAGGUGGAGGGGGCGCCCAUGGCUCCAGAGAGGGGGCUGUGAACGUGAACUCAGAACGGAGAAGGGCCAUGGCAGCUGUCCCUCCCCCUCUGUCACCUCUCCCUCUGACCCGUGCUUUGGCAGAAUCCUGGUUGGGUAUGGCUUUGAAAGGUGUCUUUUCUCCACUGGUGCCAAAAGUUCAGUUGCAGCUUUUACAACCAUUCGGUGUGGUUUGGGGAAUUGAUUUUUUUUUUUUUUUUCCCAACAGAAAAGAGCAGCCAUUAGCUGGAUCCCAUGUUUGAUGUCUCGCCCCACUGUGAGGAGCGUGCUAGUUUUUGUUUUUUGUGUUUUUUUGGACGUGCUAGUUUUAACUCAUGUUGAUUCCUGUAAGCAUUUGACUGUCUCCAGUAUUUCCCCCAGAAUGUUUUCAGGAAAUGGAUGUCAUUUGGCUGAUGUCUGCUUAGUGACUCCAGGCUGAUUAAUUUAUUGGACAGAGGUAGUAAUUUAUUUUAAAGAUAACGUGAUUAGUGGGGAAAUUUAUACAGCUAAAUAUUAUAUAUUUUAUUUUUCAUACAUGUUUGAAGUGCAAAUCUGUGGAUAUUCCAUUUGUAGGACCAAGUCGACAUGCCCAUCCUAACACUGUAUGCUACAAGAACUCUUCUGAUGAUGGAAUUUUGAUUAAAAUGCACUGGAAGAUGC